Molecule: messenger RNA, 2578 nt
Organism: Xenopus laevis (African clawed frog)
Lineage: Eukaryota; Metazoa; Chordata; Amphibia; Anura; Pipidae
Gene: slc2a13.L
Product: solute carrier family 2 member 13 L homeolog
Biological process (GO): transmembrane transport; myo-inositol transport
Cellular component (GO): membrane; apical plasma membrane; plasma membrane
Molecular function (GO): myo-inositol:proton symporter activity; transmembrane transporter activity
Source: RefSeq, marked provisional
UGGGCUGAAUCCCAGCUGGAAUAGCAGGGCACAGCGUACAGAAACGGAAGAAAAUGCAAUCGCUGACUGGAAACUGAGGCGAGGAGUGGCGUACUGUAAGCUACUGUAGUGCAACAAGCGGCAGCGACAUUGUAGCUAGGGCGGGUACAUAUGCUCCGCUCACCUAGCGCCCGUGCACCCAAAAGCGAAGCGGCCCUGAGCACCGCCACCUCCAUUGCUUGUGAUUAGAGCGGGGCCGUCCGCUGCUCACACUUAUGUCCCGCAAAGCCAGCGACAAUGUGGAGUACACGCUGCGGAGCCUGAGCAACCUAAUGGGGGAGAAAAAAAGGAGGAAACAUCAACAGGAGGAGACGGCUGGGGAGAGGAGUCUCAUAGCCUCCGCCGAGUCCUGCGCGAGUGUCAAUAGCCAGGGGACCGGCACAACAGCCGCCGCCGCCGGGGACUUGGAGCGAGCGGCCCGCAAGCAAUUCCAGCAGGAUGUCACUCCGACUUUUGUAUAUGUCGUGUCCGUGUUCUCGGCCCUCGGGGGCUUCCUGUUCGGCUAUGACACUGGGGUUGUUUCGGGGGCCAUGCUGCUGCUCAAGAGGGAGAUGAACCUAUCGGCUCUAUGGCAGGAGCUGCUGGUCUCCAGCACGGUGGGGGCAGCGGCAGUGUCAGCUCUAGCAGGCGGCGGAUUGAACGGAGUUCUGGGUCGCAGACCCUGCAUUCUCAUGGCCAGCCUUCUGUUCACCGCCGGAGCCGUGAUCUUGGCUGCUGCCCGCGACAAGGAAACGCUGCUAGGGGGACGCGUGGUGGUGGGACUCGGUAUCGGUAUUGCAUCUAUGACAGUACCAGUGUACAUUGCAGAAGCAGCUCCACCCCAUUUGAGAGGAAGACUGGUUACCAUUAAUACACUCUUUAUCACAGGAGGACAGUUCUUUGCUGCAGUGGUGGAUGGAGCAUUUAGUUAUCUUGCAAGAGAUGGCUGGAGGUAUAUGCUUGGUCUUUCAGCUGUACCUGCAGUUCUCCAGUUCCUUGGGUUUCUUUUUCUUCCAGAAAGUCCACGUUGGCUUAUUCAGAAGGGCCAAACACAAAAAGCAAGAAGAGUAUUAUCUCAGAUUCGUGGAAAUCAAACUAUUGAUGAAGAAUAUGACAGUAUAAAAAACAGUAUUGAUGAAGAAGAGAAGGAAGGAGGAACAGGCGGACCUAUUAUUUAUAGAAUGCUAAUAUAUCCUCCAACUCGACGUGCACUUAUUGUUGGCUGUGGGUUGCAGAUGUUUCAACAACUGGCGGGUAUCAACACAGUAAUGUACUACAAUGCUACCAUAUUGCAGAUGUCCGGUGUGGAGGAUGACAGACUUGCUAUUUGGCUUGCUGCUGUUACAGCUUUCACUAAUUUUAGUUUUACACUACUCGGGGUAUGGCUAGUUGAAAAACUUGGCAGAAGAAAACUCACACUCGGAAGUCUCACAGGUACCACAGUUGCCCUUUUUGUCCUCGCUUUGGGUUUCUUAUUGUCUGCUCAGGUAUCACCACCUGUUACAUUUACGCCAGGUGAUCCUUCAGGUCAGAAUUCUACUUGCACAAAAUACAGUUAUUGUAACAAAUGUAUGUUAGAUCCCAACUGUGGGUUUUGCUUCAAGAAGAAUGGUUCAAGUGUAGUUGACUCUUCAUGUGUCCCUGUUAACCCAGAAUCUACUGACAGAGCUGCAUGGGGAAGAUGUAUGAAUGAAAGCAGAUCCAAAGCAGAGGGCUCCAUUUGGGCAUAUAAUUACUGUCCCACGCCAUACUCUUGGACUGUACUUGUAGGCCUCAUUUUGUAUCUGGUCUUCUUUGCACCUGGAAUGGGGCCAAUGCCAUGGACUGUGAAUUCUGAAAUCUACCCUCUGUGGGCAAGAAGUACAGGAAACGCCUGUUCCGCUGGAGUGAAUUGGAUUUUUAACGUUCUGAUUUCACUCACAUUCUUACACACGGCAGAGUUUCUCACAUACUAUGGAGCAUUCUUCCUAUAUGCAGGAUUUGCAUGUGUGGGACUCAUAUUUAUUUAUGGAUGCCUUCCAGAGACUAAAGGGAAGAAACUGGAGGAAAUUGAAUCUUUAUUUGAAAGCAAGCUGUAUGCCGAUAGAAUGUGGCACCGACUCUUCUAGUAGAACGUGUGCUGGGCGAUUUUGCCAUUCGACUGGUGACACAUUAAAACCCCAUUCUGAUGGCUGCUGCAAAGGUUUAUUAUGUUUAACAACAGAAAGUUUUGACUCUGUUUCCCAUUACGCAAUGUAAAUGUUGCAGUGAGAAGUGAAGCUGAUUUCAUGGCUGAGCGAUUGGGGGGCACACGUGGAUGAACACAGGAAAGCGACAGAACUGAUCAGCAUUUGUAAGAAAUUAUAAACACUUUUCUCAAUGGAUCAGCAACAUUUAUACAAAUGCAAAAUCCAUGCUAAUUCUGACAAAUGUAUUUUGAUAAAGUGCUCUGUCCAACCCUUUUUCAAGGGUUUUAUACAAAUGUUGCUGUUUUUUUGUUUUUUAAUGAUUUAUGUUUGUGAAACAUGUUAACAUGUGUAUAAAUAGACAUGUGUAUGAAUAAAAGUGAUUAUUUACAUUA